Pyrus x bretschneideri (Chinese white pear) is the source of this 1524-nucleotide messenger RNA. RefSeq names its product gibberellin 20 oxidase 1-like. Gene Ontology annotation, biological process: flower development; gibberellin biosynthetic process; response to light stimulus. NCBI's taxonomy places the organism in Eukaryota, Viridiplantae, Streptophyta, Magnoliopsida, Rosales, Rosaceae. The record is from RefSeq and is a predicted model, not a curated record. Bases 131 to 1252 code for a protein of 373 amino acids. Gene Ontology annotation, molecular function: gibberellin 20-oxidase activity. The transcript has 3 exons.
UUGAUAAGCCAACAAUCUCCUCUCUCUCUCUCUCUCUCUCUCUCUCUCUCUCUCAAGUAUCAAGCCGCCAAACAGUGUUCUUCCAAGUUCCACAAUCUUAAUUAGAAGUUACACACAUUAUUCGCUAAGCAUGCCAAUGCCUCCUCAACAUCUCCCACCAAUGAAUGAAACCAACAAAGAAAAUGAAGAAAACCCUUUGGUGUUUGAUGCUUCAGUUGCUCAGUACCAAUCCAGCAUACCCUCCAAGUUCAUAUGGCCCGACCACGAGAAGCCCUGCUCCGAGUCGCCAGAGCUUCCAGCUCCUCUCGUUGACCUGAAAGGCUUUCUCUCAGGGGAUACGUGGGAGGUCUUAAAUGCAACUCGUUUGGUCGAUGAGGCAUGCAAGAAGCAUGGUUUUUUUCUCAUUGUUAACCAUGGAGUUGAUUUGCAACUCGUAGGAAAAGCUCAUGAGUACAUGGACUCCUUCUUUGGUAUGCAACUCUCGCAGAAGCAAAGGGCUCAGAGAAAGGCUGGUGAGCACUGUGGAUAUGCCAGUAGCUUCGUUGGCAGGUUCUCCUCCAAACUUCCAUGGAAAGAAACACUUUCUUUCAGAUAUAGUGCCGAUAACCAGUCCUCGGUCAAUGACUAUUUUGUGAACGUGAUGGGUGAAGAUUUCAGAGAUUUCGGGAAGGUUUACCAAGAAUAUUGUGAUGCCAUGAACAACCUCUCCAGUGCGAUAAUGGAGCUACUCGGAAUGAGCCUAGGCGUUGGACGAAACUAUUUCAAAGAGUUCUUCGAAGGAAAUGAUUCGAUCAUGAGGUUGAACUACUACCCAAUGUGCCAAAAACCAGACUUAACACUAGGAACCGGGCCUCACUGUGAUCCCACAUCCUUAACAAUCCUUCAUCAGGAUCAAGUCGGCGGACUUCAAGUGUUCGUAGAUGAUAAAUGGCACUCCGUUACUCCUAAGCUUGACGCUUUCGUCGUCAACAUUGGCGAUACGUUUAUGGCUCUAUCAAAUGGGAUUUACAGGAGCUGCUUGCACAGAGCAGUGGUAAACAACAAAACUGUGAGGAAAUCUCUCACCUUCUUCCUCUGUCCCAAAAAGGACAGAGUGGUGACCCCACCGAGAGGCUUGGUCGAUUCCAAUAGCCCCAGGAAGUACCCUGACUUCACCUGGCCUACUUUCCUAGAAUUUACGCAGAAACACUACCGCGCCGAUAUGAGGACCCUGGACGCCUUCUCCGACUGGAUUAGAACUACACCAAACUAACCCGGGAAGAACCGCCAAGAACACUUGCAGUGUUAAUAGUGUACAAGGAAAAAGAUGACAGAUACACCAAGACCGGCGGAGAAAGAAACUUGGGCUGUUUACUAGUGUGUCGUCGUUGAAGGGAAUCAUGUAAAUGAGAAAACAGAAGCAAUUUGGACGAGUAAAUAAGUUAAGGGGCUCCUUGUCUUCUCCUUAAUCUAGUUUUCUGUCAAUUAAAAAAAUGAAUCAUUGUACUUAGUACUUCCAUAAAGUAAUCAAAGUUAAUUUUUGUA